UAUCUUCAUACCUUUCUUUGGAUUUCCAGCAAGCAGUCGCGGAUUCAUAACACGUUCGUUUGGUUACACAAUUUUUGUUUCGCCGAAACAAAGUUAAUUUUGUGCGGUUUUUCGAUCAAAUUAACACAUCAAACAAUGUCCAAAUACAAGGAUCUGGUGAAACUUUCGACGACCUACGCCCGCCGGAUGAAUCACCUGUCGAACCGGAUCUUCGGCGAAGUAACGCGACCAACCAAUCCCCAAUCGAUGAAAGUGGUAAAAAUGUUCAGCGAAGAGCCGAUCCAAUGCCGGGAUUAUGUGGCCAACUGGUACCCACGGCAUGUGGAAACUCAUCUGCUGGCCAUGAAGCUCCGCGAGUACGGUCUGUUCCGGGACGAGCAUCAGGACUUUAAGGAGGAAAUGAAACGACUGCGAGCACUGCGAGGAAAGGCGCCUCCCAAAAAGGGCGAAGGGAAACGAGCCAAAAAGUAGAAUGUGUAGCUUUUAGUUGAAGGAAGUAAAGAAUGUAAGUUGGAUUUUAAA
This is a messenger RNA of Aedes aegypti (yellow fever mosquito), 522 nucleotides long. RefSeq names its product 28S ribosomal protein S33, mitochondrial (gene mRpS33). The record is from RefSeq and is a predicted model, not a curated record. Lineage: Eukaryota; Metazoa; Arthropoda; Insecta; Diptera; Culicidae. Gene Ontology annotation, cellular component: mitochondrion. Bases 136 to 471 code for a protein of 111 amino acids. The transcript has a single exon.